Nematocida major is the source of this 798-nucleotide messenger RNA. RefSeq lists its product as uncharacterized. Gene Ontology annotation, molecular function: RNA polymerase II complex binding. Gene Ontology annotation, biological process: transcription elongation by RNA polymerase II; positive regulation of transcription elongation by RNA polymerase II. The transcript has a single exon. Gene Ontology annotation, cellular component: Cdc73/Paf1 complex. Lineage: Eukaryota; Fungi; Microsporidia. The coding region runs from base 1 to 798 and encodes 265 amino acids. The record is from RefSeq and is a predicted model, not a curated record.
AUGGCAAAAGAUCCUACACUUUCUCUUAGAAGGCACAUAGCUACUCAUGGCUCUCCUGUGGUGUCCUCGAAGACGGUCAAAAUAGGAGCCGAAUCGUACCCCGCAAACGCCAAGAGCGCAUAUAAGAACGCCCGAAGCCAGUAUUAUUCAAUAUCCUCCAUAUGCUAUCUUUACAACACCAGAUCAUUAGACCACGGAGACUACAUUAUUUCCUGCAGAAGCGAGCAGAUAGAGCCGGUUUCAUACAUGGACAGGGAAAAAAUACUUGGCGACCUUACGCUGUCCUUUAAGCUCCCAGAGACAUUUUCCAUAAGGGCAUCGCGCGAGAGCCCUAUAGACGCCAAAGGAAUGUUUCAGAGAUACUACAAGCUAAAGAAGCUGCAGCCGGCAGGCUUGCAGUGCAUACUGCUCCCCAGAGAGGAAGAAAACAUCCGGUCUAUACUAUUCCCAAAUGCGAACGGAGACAUUGUUACACAAGGCGAGCACAGGUACAGGCUGGUGCAGGAGCCUUCCGAGAUAGAGUCCAUGGACAAGGUGGCAGCCGUGUUUCUAGAUGGGUCGAUGUGGCAGUUCAACGACUGGCCUUCGGGCCUGGUUGACCGAAUGAAGCACAUCCCUGUGUUUUUCUUGGCCAAUGAUGGCGAAGCCAUUUUGCCAUCUGCGAUUUCCGCACCGGUUACUAUCCUGGAGAUAGACGACACGCCUGAUUGUAACAAUAGAAUAGCAACCGCCUUUUGGUCUGUUAUGGGCGCACCUUCCUACUCGGAAGGUGCUCAGAGCGGUGGCUAUUCGCCAUAG